This is a messenger RNA of Cantharellus anzutake, 3899 nucleotides long. RefSeq lists its product as uncharacterized. The coding region runs from base 163 to 3708 and encodes 1181 amino acids. The record is from RefSeq and is a predicted model, not a curated record. Lineage: Eukaryota; Fungi; Basidiomycota; Agaricomycetes; Cantharellales; Hydnaceae. The transcript is spliced from 11 exons.
GUCGGAAACAAUCUCAUCAGAGUAUUCUGCCGUCCUGGACUCCCUCAGCUUCGUGUGCUGUUGAAUCGGUCUUUUGAGACAUAACUGUUGUCCAUUUUCCGAGCUGGAGUACAUCUGCUUGCUCAGAAUUAUACUUGAAACCUGUAGGGAUAGCAGUUUGUGAUGUCAGGGACACCACAAACUCGGUCGCGAGUCAGCGGUUUACCAACACCAAGUCACCGUUCGGUUAGUGGAUUACCAACGCCAACCCGGGCCCGCUCCUCCGCUGGUGCCUACAAGGAUGUCCCACUGGAGAGUGACGCGGCCGCUAUGCGUGCUUUGUCCGAUGCCAUUCGUGCCAAUGAUCCUGCGCAACACAGAUCGAAUUUAGAUGCAUCGGGUUUUAGAAUGGGGAAAGACGCGCUGGAUAGACAGUCUUCUGUGUCUAGGGCGUCAUCAAACAACAUCAGCGCGCCGCGCGCGAGUACCUCCUCUUUAGCCUCCUCCGUAGCCUCAUCAGUCAAUAGCCACGCAUUUGACAGAUCUACGUCAACAAUACGUCCGAAAACGCCUGCGUCCGCGACAUCAUCCAUGUUCAGGUCCACCCAAACCCCUCGCUCUUCCACAACAACCAUAAGCACCCGUCCUGGAAGCCGCACCUCAGAUGUAUUUGGGAGAACACCAAGUCGGUCGAGCACAAGGCAUGCGCCUUCUCUCUCCGGAUUAGAUAGACCAGCAGAGGUCGGAGAUUAUGUGCGCAUUGACAGUCUCGAUGUUGAAGGAACCAUCCGGUUUUUGGGUGGGACGGAGUUCAAGGCUGGUGUAUGGGCAGGAGUGGAGCUUUGUGCCUCUGAUAUAGGGAAAGGGAAGAAUAAUGGAACAGUUGCAGGAGUAAAAUAUUUCUCUUGUCCGCCAAACUGUGGAGUUUUCGUGUUGGCUACCAAACUCACUCGAAUACCCGUACGACCAUCGUCCGUAGCCUCCUCUCACAGCCGGCCGCCCUCAUCAAUGUCUGGCCGCAUCACCCCAGCGAGUCGUAGCAGUAUGUUACCAUUCAAAACGCCCGAUCCCCCCAAAAUAUCCGCAGGAUCUCGUGCUAGCAAGUACGUAGGUUUGACCGCUCGUCAAUUGGCAUCAUCAAAAGAAAACACCAAUACUCCACGGGUGGGAUCUAUCAGCCCCACACGAUCGCCUGCACGGUCUGUCACAUCGUUCGCCACCCCGAAACCUGGGAAACCAUCUGCUAUUGGCCUCCCUGGUCCCGGACCAAGACGAUCACUUGCUACGUCCACAACUAUCACGCCGCGUGCUGCUGCGGUGAACCGAAAUGGGAAGACUGAAUCGCCAGUGCCAGACCUCCCAGAUUUGUCGUUUAUAAGAGCAUCGCCUUCACGAAUGAAGCCUAUAGGCUCAAAUGGUUUCCCUUCAUCUAGGGGUACUCCCGCCCCUGAACAGCCACUCGAUUCUCCGGUAUUCAAAUCUGCCGCUUCGGACACAACCAGUGCCCUUCAAGCAAAUGCCCAAGCUCUUCAAGAAAGAAUAGCGAAGCUUGUUUCAGGGGUACCUGUAUCUCCCAAGACCUCGCCAACCACUGCGUCCUCUCCAGCACCUCCCUUCACUUCGGCGAGCACUGAUGUCGCUCCCGCCGACGACGAAGUUCGACAAUUCAUCGCCAAGAUAGAGCAACUUGAAAGCGAAUUAGCGCGGGUACGAUCCAUCGCGUCUGAGGCACCUGCGCCCGCACACCCGGUUGACGCAUCGAAUCGCGAAGAUGCCGUGGCAUCUGCUCUAGAAGCGGAGAAAGCUGUACAUGCAAGCCAUGUUGCCGAUCUUGAGAAGCAGAUUCGAUUGAUUCAAGAUUCAGCGAAGACAGAACGGGAGACUCUGAGGAGUCAGCUUCUCGACGCCAAUGCUGCGAUGGAGAGAUCAAAGCAAGAGCUAGAUCGCUGGGUCGCCCAGAAUGCUGACUUGGAUGUUACUGUAGCAAAGUUGAAGUCGGAAGUUAGUUCCAAGAACGACAGCUUGGAUGUAGUCAAUUCCGCUCUGAGUCAGUCGAACGACGCUCUGAAGUCACUGCAGGAGAAGUUUAUGAAGUCUACUGAGGAGUUCGAGGGUGAGAAGGCGGAACUCACAAUGCAAGUGGAUGAGUUACGCUUGGCGGGCCAGGAAACAAUUGCCCUAUACGAGGAACGUCUUAGCAAUAGUGAGGCGCGUCGGUACGAUUUGGAAGAUGUCAUCAAGUCACUUGAGGAGCAACUGAAGAAGCAGGCAGAACCCAUCUCGGCUGCGGAGCUGCAGGCCCGAGCCAACACUGCCGCACAGAUCGAUAACGAGACCCUACAGGAACAAGUGAAACAUUUCCAGAAGCGAAUCAGCAACUUAGAAGAGCAGCUUGACGAAGCCCGGGCUGCUCAGGAGCGAGAUGAGCAGGCUAUUAUGACCCGCGUUACCCGGUUCCGUGAAGCCGAGGUACAGCUCAAGAAAGAAAUCGCUCUUAUCAAGCAAGAGAAUGACGAGAUUGCAAGGACGGAGGCUUCUGCCAGGGCAAGGGUCGAAGAGGUGACGGAGGCACUUCGAGAGAGCGAUCUUGCUCUAGAAGAUGCUCGGGCGGAGAUUGAAACACUCCGAGGCGACAUUGCCUCGCUCGAAGCCGCAGCGAGUGCUGUUGGCGCUGCCGCGGACGGGGCCGAUGACCCCAUCAGCAAACUUAGGGUUGAGUUGCAAGCAGCGAGAAUCGCUACCCAAGAGAAAGCCUCCGCGAAUGAAGCCCUUAAAGCACAGGUCGCUUCUUUGCAGACAGAAUCAGGGGAGCUUGACAAGCGGUACAGAGAAUCGUUGUCCGUGUCCAGAGAAUACCAGGAGCGUUUGGCCGAAAUGUCCCGAGUCCUUGAGCAGCGGACAACUGACCUUGAACCUAUGAGAGGAGUUCACUCACCAGCCCGUGAGAACAAAUAUGUGAAUGGUCGGGACGAUUCUCGAGAGCAAAUCACCGGUCUCAAACAUGUCGUACAGCAGCUCACUAAAGAGAAUGCUGCGUUGAUUGCUAGCAGCAAAGUCCUAGAGUCAGACAAUAAAAUGCUCACGACUGAGACGGGUGAGCUCCGGGAGUCGCUGAAAGAGCUUGAAGAAAAAUUCGAACAAACCAUACUGCGGGAGCAGAGCGUACUUGACGGAGCUGGGGUUGACCCUUCAUCUCCCCUUCUCCAAGACGUUGCUACCCUACGGCAAGCUAUCAAAGAUGCUCAGGCUCGUCACGAGCGCGAAAUGGAACAGAUGCGCAGGCGGGUCGCCGAUAUGGAGAAGAAGCAUGCCCGGACCGUACAUGACCUUAACAAGGAGAUUGCAGAGCUCGAGAACUUAGUUGAAGCCAAGAUAUACCGGGAAGAUGACCUCGAACGAGAGAUCGAGCGCCUGAAGGAAAAGCUCUCUCGGCGCACAGCUAAAGCUAGUAGUGAAUCGGUGCUCAGCAAACCUCGCGAAACUGUUGGAGCAUCCAACCCAAAUGGCAGCACGCAAAAGACGCUGCACGAAAACGUCAAUGAUGAUCUGACCUGCGAGGUUUGUGGCGAGAGGGGACACGAUCUCUUGACCUGUCAUUUGGUGUUUGACAGUCCUCGGAAGUCAGCUGCACCUUCAUCGACACCGCAGCCAGACGAGUCGUGGUGCCAAGAUUGCGAGAGUAAGGGACACAACACUGAGACGUGCCCAUAUUCACAAGACGUUUUCUAAUGGAACUUUGCUUUCUCAUUUAAAAUUACACUUGCCCUCAUCUUCCCCUCGUUCGCCACUUGUUCCAUUUGUUCAUCGUUUUCAGCUCUUCAUGUCACAAUAUCUGACUACCCCAUUCAUUGCUUGUCUCUUUCGGCCUUAUGGAUCUUAAUGUUGAUACCCUGAUUAUUAACCAUCCUUUGCCUACGACC